Molecule: messenger RNA, 643 nt
Organism: Rubroshorea leprosula
Lineage: Eukaryota; Viridiplantae; Streptophyta; Magnoliopsida; Malvales; Dipterocarpaceae
Source: the annotation of a GenBank genome assembly
CUUCUGCCCUAUGAAGGAGACAAAGCUAGCUGAAACUGAUUCGACUGUUCAGAAGGCUGAAGAUAUGGUCAGCACAAUGCUUGCAAAGGGCUUUGUCUUGGGAAAGGAUGCCAUCAACAAGGCGAAGGUUUUUGACGAGCAGCACCAAUUGACCUCAAAUCCAUCGGCCACGGUAGCUUCCAUUGAUCGUAAAAUGGGUCUGAGUGAAAAGCUAAGCAUCGGGACGGCUGUGGUAAAUGACAAGAUGAAAGAGAUGGAUGAACGAUUCCAAGGAUCUGAAAACGGAAAGUCUGCCUUUGCCGUUUCCGAGCAGAAGGCAAGUAGUGCAGGAUCUGUCAUAAUGAGCAAUCGUUAUGUAUCUGCUGGAGCUUUGUGGUUUGUGCAUUUAGUGCAGUUGCAAAGGCAGCAGAAGAUGUUGGUGUGAUGACCAAGGAGAAGGAUAGAAAAAGAAAAAAUCACAUCAUCACAAAAUAAAACAGUAAAUUUGGCUUUUCUGCAACCAUGGAAGCAUGGUAACAACGAGCAAGAAUGAUGUUACACCCAUUUACUAAUGGUUCAGCAUGGCACAUUAUGUUUCGUGUUAAAAUUAGAAGCAUCCUAUUCAGCAAGAUACAAGAUGCAGGAAUAUAGGUGUUAAAGCAAU